GUCUCCAUAGGAGCUCCGGGGUGCCGCAGAGCUCGCUGUCCCUUCUCGGGAGUCCUGUCACAGGUCCGUAAGCCACCUUCCUAAGAAGGGCCAGGGGGAAACUAGGCCUGGAUGGCGACUUCUAGGCUCAUUCCUAAGUGGAUUGAUUUUUUGAAGCUUCUGAACGACACCAUUCAACAAAGCAAGAAACCCAGAGCGGAGGAACAGAGUGACGUAAUCGUGUUGACUGACCGAUCCCAAAUACUGUUCAAAGAAUCUCGCUAUCCUCUCACUAUGCCGACUAUAUGCCAUUACUUCAUCGAGGCCCACUUCUUUGCCACUCUCUCCUUGGUGUCAUCCUACAUGAAAGAAGCACUGGCUGUAGUGUGGGUGAAGAACAAAACUGAUGACAUAGUUGAAAAAAGAACAUUCCCGAUGUCGGAACGACUUCAGCCUGUCCAGGCAAUGGUGCACACAGGCGCCCUUCAUCUCAUCGUGGCCUACUGUGGCGACAUGAUCCUGAGGCUCUUUGGGGACCAUUUUAAGGCAUUCAAGCCCACGGGUACUGUGCCCUGCCGUUUUGACAUCAGCUGUCUCUGCUUCAAUCCAGAAACAAAGAUGCUUCUGUCUGGCAUCCUGGGGGGAGUGGUCACCUGGAACAUUGAACAGACUGGCAAGGGCCUCCGCAUGCUGCAAAUAUCUCCCAUCUCUGGCGACGAGGUGGUCCAAAACAUCGCCCUGAAUGGCCCGAAUGGCUGCAUCCUGGCCCUGUGUGAAAGUACGCUGAGAGUCCUUGAACACCAGGGCCAGGGUCAACUGGAAGAGUCAAAGAGGUUCGUCGCCACUAACUGCUGCUCUCCCAUCACCUGCUGCUUCACGAGCCUCGAGGAGAAUCUUCUCUAUGCUGGGAACAAGGUUGGGGAGGUCUAUGUAUGGACCUUCCCUCAAAGCCAGUCUCUCCACAGCUUCAGAGCCCAUCCCACAGUAGUGGUAUGUAUACAGAGCCGGGCGGAGCCCCACACCCUGCUGACAGCUGGCAAGGAAGGCAUAAUCAAGGAAUGGAACCUCACUUCCGGGGACCUGCUCCGGCAUCUGAAACUCGGUGAGGAGCUCUAUGCCCUCCAGUUUAUCGACAACACUACUUUCUUCUGCCAGACGACGCAUCAGUUUUCCUUGCGCCGGCUGCCGGGCUUCUACAGCCUCUUCAAUAUCUGUGGUUCCAUUCCCCAGCAGUUACGUCGGAUCCGCUGUGGGAACAACUGGUACCGGAUCCUGUGUGCCACGGAGGAUGGCCUGUUGCGCUUUGUGUCUCCCGUGACAGGAGAUCUUCUGCUUAUCACGUGGCCUUUCUCAGUACUCGACCAUGCUGUGGACUGGGCCUAUGAUCCAAAUAAAGAGGAGCUUUUUGUAGCAACAGGCACCUCAGAGGUGCUAGUGUUUGACGCGAGCCGCAACCCUUGCCCGGUCAAGUAUCUCUUGUGCACCUCACCGGAUAUUCAGGACUACGUCCAGUGCCUGGCUUAUGGGAAUUUCCAUCUGGGGCGGGGGCUGGAGGGCCUGAUGUUCUCUGGGCAUCAGAGUGGUAUGAUAAGAGUGCUUUCCCAGCACAGCUGUGCCAGAAUUGAGAAAAAUGUUCACUUUGGGGCUGUCCUGGCUCUGUCGAUAUUCUAUGGGGGGCUUAUGACUAGUCGAGAAAACUCUUUGCUCUGCUCCUAUGGGGUAGAUGACUACAUACAAUUGUCAGAAGCUGUGUUGACUGGGGCCCGAUUACAACUUAAGACCCUGGCUUGCAUCCUCAGCAGUUGCCCACUAAAACACCUGGUCCUCCUCCCAAAGGCUGUAGGUGCCAUUACGAGUACCAACUGCCUACGGCUCUGGAAGCUCCGUGAGUUUAUAUCGUUUGGGUCAAGUCAAGGCAUCAAAUUCAUAGAGACAUUGCCUCUGCACCAGUGUCCCAUCACCUCCUUUGAUGUCUGCUUGUCCUUGAACGUUUUUGCCACAGGCGGUUCUGAUGGCACCGUCCGCCUCUGGGAUUUUCAGGGUAGACUGAUAGCCAUGCUGGACUCCUCCCUGCACUUUGGCCCGCUCUGCUUUGCCAAUGACCGGGGUGACCUGCUUGUGACUUUCAACCAGAGUAUUUAUCUGGUGUCUUGUUUACAGCUGUUACCCCCAUCCAUACUCGCUCACCUCGCCCUUCUGAAGACAAUAGAUGACAUGGUAGAAACCCCCAAACCUUUCAUGCCAAGUUUCUUCUUUUCUUUUGAGACCUUAUUUGUGCCUAAGUAUAGCUACCAAGGUCUACAGAAACAGGACCUAGAAGGCCUGGUAAGCCUUUCCAAUAAGCGGGCUAUUGCCUUUGAUCAUAAUGUGCCACAUGUCAUAGAAGAAGACGAGGAUGGCAGCACCGUGUUACUGACUGGUCCCCGGCAUACUCCUUUGGAGGAAGGUGAGUUGUUGCAUGAGUUUGACAAGCAACCCCAAACUCACUAUGUGAUUCCUCCCCAGUUGCAGUUGACUGCCUGGGACGGAUUGAACCCCUAUCAGAUACUUGGAUGCUACUUCGGAUGCGGGAGGAAAUGGCUUAUUGCUCCGGAUUGCUACAUCCCUAACUCAGUGAUCCGUGCCCGUCUUUGGCCAGAGGGCAGUCCAAUAUUCCUCAAGUGCAGCCUGCACCCGCCUCAGCGGGAUCUGGAAUGGGAAAAGGGUCAGUCGUUCUUCUGGCAGAGCAGGAUAAGAGCUACAAGUGACGCGCGCCAAGAACCACAGAAAGAGGAUGAAGAUUUCCUAGAAGCAAGGCUAACCAAGGACAUCACUUACAGCAUCCUCACCGAUGUAGCAAAACGCAGCUGGCUGGGGAAGAAGAUGAGCGACGUGGCCAUUAGUAGCCUGAUCGAGGCAAUUCUCAGCAUCAUGGGCCAUGCCAACCCAGUGAAAUACCAGUGCUGUAUUGGUGCAUUAGGACAAAUCUUCGCCUCAUACCAGGUGUCUCCGGCUCUGCGCUCAGAGACAGCACACCGUCUGCUGGAUGACACAACCCAUUCCAACCCACUCGUCCGAGAACUAGCCUGGGAGGGGCUGAAGCGCCUAGGCAUGAUCAGUCGUCUCUUUGCCUUGCCUCUGGUCCAGGGAUUGAUGGACAAGGACCAGAAAGUGAGGAGCAAGGCCUUGACCCUAAUGCCCGACACUGGAGUCCAUUCAAAGAGCUCACUGUUAACCCUGAUCCAGAAGCCAGGCAUUUUCCAGGAGCUGCAGCAAGAGAUGAUUGGGGAGGAGUCCCUGGACCAUCUUCUGGGACUGAGGCCCACAGACAUUCAAGUCCUCAUUACUCAAAUAGAGCUGCUGUUAAAUGAUAACCUGUCCGUGUCUAAAAGAGGAGAUAAGGCCGAUUUCUCUCUGGAAAUCCCAGGCUCUUCUGCACCUAAACAGGCCAUCUCCUUGCUCCUAUUUCCCCCAACUCCUGAAGUCCUUCAAAUCAAGGCUGCCAAAAGCCAAAGACAGAUCCGGUCAGCGGGCAGAAAGCGGGCCCGGAAACUAUUGCGAGGCCUCAGAAAGGUGAAGGAGGCAAAACUGCAAAAACAUGAGGAGAUAAUUGAGCAGGGUGAGGCAGAAGCAGUCCAGGCAGACCUCAAAAUAGCCCCCUCCAGAACUUCAGCUGGGAGCCUACUGAAGAGCCCCAAGGAGAUUGAAGCUUCUGAUAAAGAUAUUUUGAAGGAACACAUUUCCGUGGCCCUGAGACUGAGGAAAAAGCUUCAUCCAAGAAUCCGAGACAAAAAAGACAAGAAAGUUCACAAAGUCCGCAAGCCCAGGAAGAAGAAGAAGAAAGAAACCGAAGCCAUAGCUGUAGUUGCACCAGAGGAAAUCUUGCCUCCUAUAGUGGCCGAACCUCCUCCUCUUCCAACACCAUCACCACCUUCUCUUCUACCACCACUACCACUACUGAGGAGGAGAACUCACAGAAUGUCUUCUCGGGGUGUCGGGGGAAUGCCGGGUAGGAUUCUCCCUCCAGACAGUGAGUGGCGGGAUGAUCUCUGUCGGCUCACAAACCUGAGGAUAGCUGAUUCCCAAUCGUGGAUGGUGAAUGACCUAAAUGCCGAGCUGGUGGCUACUGCUACAGAGAUCCUGGCAGGUAAGUAUCCGAGCUGGGAGCUCUUCGAGGAACUGUGCCCCUUACUGGAGGAAGAAAAGAUUGCUGAGGCUAAAGCUAAGGCCCAGGCUGAGGCUGAGGCUGUGGCUGAGGCUGAGGAAGAAGCCUGGCAAGAGGGAGAACCAGUCUCUAUUGAUGAAGAAGCAACUAGAGAGGAAGUCACAGGUCAGGAAGAGAUGCCAGAGGCUGGAAAGCAAAGACUAGAAAAAGAAGAGGGACUGCAGGAGGCGGAGGAAGAGACUCAAGAAAAGGACAAAGAGAAGGAAGUUGCUUUCUUAGAGUCAGAGGAUGUAGUCAAAGGGAAGCGGAGACCCAGGAAGGGAAGGAAAACUAGGAAGACAGUUAAGCAGGAAAAGAUGGAAAAAGAUGAGAGGAUAGAGGAGACCAUCUCUGCAGAAGAGCUGGCUGUGACUCUGAAACCAGAGGAAGUGGCUGAAGAAGGAGAAGGAAGAAGCAAAAAAAGAAAAGGAACAUGGGAAGAGGAGGAAGGAGCAGAGAAGAGAGAGAAGGAAGAGGAGGAGGAGCAAAUGAUUGAACCAAAAGAAGCAAUAACAGAGGCAGUUGAGAGAAAGCUGUCUUGGGUAGAAUGGAAGAGUCACUGGGAUGAAUGGCAGAAGGCCCAGACUCAGAGGGCAGUGCUUUGGGAAGACUGGAAGAAACAAUGUGAUAAGAAGCAUUUUGAAGAAGAGGCGAGACUCCGGGUGGAAGGAAAGCUGCAGCCAAGUGAGGAAGUAGAGGAACCGAAGAAGAUGCUGACAUGGGAUGAAUGGAGAGAGGUCUGGGAAAACAUAUUACAUACCAAAAGUGAGAAAGAACUGGAUUUGGGGGAAAUGUUCAAGGAAGGGGAGGAAGAGGAGGAAGAGGAAGAGGAAGAGAUAGGUGAAGAGGAAGAGGAAGAAGAGGAAGAGAUAUAUGAAGAAGAAGCAGAAGGCAGAAAAGAGAGGAGACAGAUCCGAAUGGCCCAGAAACAGGCCAGGGCAGACUGGAGACAAGCCCGAGGUGAAAGACGAAGAGCCAGGGAGAAGAAGCUGCUUGCACACGAAGAGGAGAAACUUGCACAGGAAGAGAGAAGGCUAGCCCAGGAGGAGGGAAAACUGGCCCAUGAAUAUGUGAAAAGUGCUACCAAGGGUGGAAAAUUGGCCCACAUAGAGAUGACCCUCGGUGAGAAAGAGACCUUUCUGAGCCAACAAGAGGAAAUCUUAAGCCGUGAAGCAGAGUUCCUGGCCCAGAAAAAAAAGAAGCUGGCCAGAAAGCUGGAGAAAAUGGCUCAUGAAAAAGAAAAAAUUGCAAAAAAAAUAAACAAGGUGGAAGAAGUGAAAGCAGUGUUGGCCCAGAAAACAGAAACCAUGAUGGAAAAGGAAAAGAAUCUGGCCUCGGAGGAAAAGAAGGUGAGAGAGGAGGCCAAGAACCAGGAAUUGGACGGACAGGAGCUAGCUCUGAAAGAAGACGAACUGUAUGAGGAAGCAGAAAAACUGGAAGAUAAAAGGGAGGCACUGGCUAAGGAGGAGGAGAUGCUGGCCUUGUAUGAGAAGAAUCUGUCAUUGGAGGAGGAGAUGCUGGCCCAGGAGGCAAAGCAUCAGAUGGAGGAAGAGAAAAGACUGGCCCUGGAGAAAGACAGAAGGCCUGAAGAGGUGAAGCAUCUGCAGGAGAGGAGGGAGAAACUGAGGGAGCAGAAACAGAGACUGGCCCAGGAGAAGGAGAGAAUAGCCCAGAGAAAGACAGAACUCAAAGUAAAGAAGACAAGAUUGGCCCAAAUGGAAGAAAGUCUGAGCCAGGAGAGGCACAAGCUGUCUUUGGAAAAAGAAAGACUGACCGAAAGGGGAAAGGCUCUCCAUGACAAGGAAAAAAAGCUCUUGAAAGGGAAGGAGCAAUUGCAGGACAUAAAAGGCAAACUGGAGACAUACAGGGAGAAGCUGAUUAACUUAAGUAAGAAGCUGAUGGAGGAGAAGACUGUCUUUGUGGCGAAGAAGGAGAAGCUGACUGUCACAGAGAAGAAAAUAGAGAUGGAAGAUAUGCUUCUGGCGGAGAAGCAAGGAAAGUUGGCUGUGGAAAAAGUAAAGUUAGCGAAGGAGAUCACGGAAGUGAUCCAGAAUAGCCAACUUAUCAGAGAAGAGACUGAGAUUAUUAAAGAAGCAGAAGAGCUGACCUCCGAAAUGAAAAGGGUGGCCAGGGAGAAGAUGGAACUGGUGGGAGAGUUGGAAGAGCCCCCUAAGACAGAGAUUAAGGAAGCCAUCUUGAGGAGGAGGAGGCUGGCCAUGCAUGAGGUAGAUCUAAUGAAGAAGAGAGUGUCGAUAGAGGAGAAGAUUCUAGCAUAUGAAGACAGACUGUUGGCCACAGAGGAAAAAGAUGCUGCCAGAGGGCAUCUGGAGCUUACCAGAGAACAGAGGAUAUGUGCCCACGAAGAAAGGAAAUUAGCCAAAGCCACCAGGAAACUGGAUAGAGAGAAGGGUGUUUCCAAGAAGCCUGCAGAGUCUAGAAAAACCUUAAAGGUACUUAUAAAUCUAAUCAGCAAAGUAAGGAAAGUGACACAGAAAGAAUCAAAGAUGACAAAGAUGAAUCGGUCACUGUUAAUUAAGGAGGCCGAGCUAAGCAUGGAGGAGAAGAGACUUGACAUUAAGGAGCUGGAAGACACAGAAGAACAACCAGAGAUAAUCAUGGAGGAGAGGAAGCUAGCUAAGAUGGAAAGACGUCUGGCCAGGCAAAUGAGAAGGCUGAGCACUGAAGAAAAGAGAAUGGCUGAGGAAGAAGGGCAGUUUGACUGGGAAUCAAAACAGGACUCAGAGGAGGAGGUGGAAGAGGAGGAGGUGGAAGAGGAGGAGGUGGGAGAGGAGAAGGUGGAAGAGGAGGAGGUGGGAGAGGAGGAGGAGGACCUUGAGACAGAGAAGGGAGCACUAUUCUUUAAAAGGCUGCGGAUUAGGAGAAAAGGCUUCAUGGAGAUUCUUCCUGGGAUGGAAAAGUUUUACAACCUAUUAGAACAGGUAGGACACAAAGAGAACUUUUUUCAAGAUAUGGAAAGCCUGUUGGUUGAAGUAGACAAAGAGAGUUUGUCUGAGGGAGAAAGGGAGGAGGCUGAGAAAGAUACUGAGGCUGAGGUGGAGGAGGAGGAGGGAGAGGAGAAAGAGGAGGAGGGAGAGGAGAAAGAGGAGGAGGGAGAGGAGGGAGAGAAGAAAGAGGAGGAGGGAAAGAAAGAGGAGAAGGGAAAGAAAGAGGGAGAGAAGAAAGAGGAGGAGGAAAAGAAAGAGGGAGAGAAGAAAGAGGAGGAGUGGAAAGAGGAGAAAGAACAAGUGGAGGGAGAGGAAAGGGAGAAGAAAGGCAAAGAGAUAGAGGAAUGGAAAAGAGAGAAGGAAAUGGAGGAGAUAGAAAAGAAAGAAAAGGAGAAGGAAAGAGAAGCAGGAUGGGAGGAGGAAGAGGAGGAAGGAGAAGAGGAAGAGGAGGAGGAGGAACAGAAAGAGGAGAAAGAACAAGUGGAGGGAGAGGAAAGGGAGAAGAAAGGGGAAGAGAAAGGGGAAGAGAAAGGGGAAGAGAAAGGGGAAGAGAAAGGGGAAGAGGAGAUAGAAAAAGAAGAGAAAAAGAUGGAAAAGAAGGUGCAUGAAGAGGAGGAAGAAAAAGAGGAAGAGAAAAAGGAGGAAGAGAUUGAAGAAAGUUCAAGUGAGGAGGAGGUGAAAAGUGUAGGCCACAUAGAAGAGGAAGAGGAGAAACAUCUAUGGGAAGAAGAGAGGAAGGAAGAGGCAGUGUUAAAAAGAGAAAAGCCAAAAAUACAGGUAGAAAGAAAGAAGGUCAUACAAAGACGGGCAAUGCUCCCUCAAGAAAUCCCUGUGCUCAAAGGGAGUGCUAUGAGGCUGAGCAGCCCUCUUGGGAAAUUGGUCCCAUUCCCCGAGGGGAUGGAACCAGAAGAAAAACAGAUAUCCGGGGAAGAGGAGGCAAGAGUGUUCAAGAUACCCACAAUGACACCCAUGAUAUCCCUGAGGGCAAAGGUGAUGGAUAAAGAGAGGGAGCUGCUGGACAAAUCUAAACUGGAACCCCUACACCUUCUGGAGGUGAUCUCAGAAUAUAAAGCAGCUGGCAUGACCACGCCAUUCACAUCUCAGACGGUUAGAAGGGCCAUGGAAGCUCACAGACUCCGUCUCAAAACAAAGUGGUUUCUACAGCAUCAUACCUCUCUGGCAGGACCAAUAGGACGGUUGCGUCUCCCCAAGAUCCUGCCAGAGGAACAAUACUCAGAGACUGGGGUAUCAGACAUUGAGUGGCUGCAUGGUGUCUUGAAACAGAUGGAGGCAGGAGAAGAGCUUCCCAGAUACACUUUCCACAGACUGUGCCGACUCCUCAAAGAACUCACGGAGUCGGGAGACCUGCAGUGGCUGCACCUGGCAGUCCUUGAAGCCAUUGUGCACCGUCAUAAGCAGGUUGCGGAUUCAAGAUCUUCAAAACCUAGUAGAGAACCUAUGAGUCCCAAACAUCUGAAAGUGAUUCCUCCCAUAAAGGGAAGGGAACAGGAUGACUGGCUGAAACCUUCAGCUGUCCCCAUACCAGGAUCAUUAGCUAACAAAAGGGUUACAGACCCAAAGGUUAUACACUGGCGUCUUCUAGGAGAGCCACACAGAAGUACACGGCUGCAGCAGUUAUCCGAUGCUCUGGAUGAAAUGGAGACACGGUCUUUUGAUCCUACCACAAGAGAUAUUUUGACCGAUGUUCAUUCUUCCAUAAACAAUCAGACCCUGGCACUGAUGUUUCAGAAGGACUUUGGGGACCUUAAAAGUAAAAGCAGGUAUCCCAAACUGCCUAAGUUGGAGAAAAAGCCUAUCUCCAAAAAACCGGAAGAGGUACCUCCAUGGGAGACAUUUGUGGCACUCUACCAUGUUUUGCGGAUGCUACAGCAGCGGUAUGCCAAAGACAGGGCUACUUGGAUGGAAAAGUUUUACCAGCUCAUGGACCUAUACCAGAUUAAGUCUCCUGGAAUCCAGAGGCUGCUGCUGGACCUGCUCCUGACUGAAGAGCCCCAAUCCCAAGAGUUCAUCUCCAAAGAGACUGUGGAGGCCAAAAAGCUGAUGCCCGGGGAACGGCUGCUGUACUGCUUGGUUUGUGGUAGCUCCCACCCCCCACAAAUCCCUCUGGAGUUCCGGAAUGUCAUACCCCUCCCCGAACAGAAUAACGUGUAUACCAUUAGUCCCAAAGGCAUUACCAAGUACGGAAUCCUGGAACUUGCCUGGAAGAGCCUGCCCCAAGCUGACAUUCAUCUCAUCAGGAAAGAGUCCCAUGUCAUUGUUCCCACUCCCUAG
This is a messenger RNA of Mus musculus (house mouse), 9399 nucleotides long. It is a transcript of the gene Wdr87, whose product is annotated as RIKEN cDNA 4932431P20 gene. Bases 112 to 9399 code for a protein of 3095 amino acids. NCBI's taxonomy places the organism in Eukaryota, Metazoa, Chordata, Mammalia, Rodentia, Muridae. The transcript has 6 exons. The record is from RefSeq and is a predicted model, not a curated record.